AUGCACAUCACAACCUGUAUGGUUUCCGUAAUAUUAGUGGGCGCUACGGUUGUAGCAGCCAGACGGGGUGCGAAGCUGAAUAAACUGCAUCGCGACAACAUCCAGAAAGUCAAAGAGCAUUUCCUGAAGCAGCAACGCGGCGCCAAAUGGGAGCCGGCGGAGAACGAGUUCACCGGCAUGGAACAUCACGAACUAAAAUCCCUGUGUGGCACCAUAAUUCCCACAAAAGAAUCUACCAAGAAUGAUCCCCACGUCGAACCGGCUCGUUUCAGUCUCCGCGUGGCGCUGCCGGCUAGUUUUGAUGUGCGCAGCCAGUGGCCGAACUGCAUCAGCAUGAACGAGAUCCGCGAUCAAGGCGCUUGCGGUUCUUGUUGGGCGCAAGCUGGCACUUCAGCGCUUUCGGACCGGUACUGCAUUGCCAGCGGUAGUGCCAACGCUUACCGGAAACUAUCGGCGCAAGAUGUGGUUGUUUGCAGUGGAGGAAACAAUAAGAAUUGGUGCGACGGAAAUGAUCCUCGGGUACCCUACGCGAUGGCCGUCAGCAGCGGAAUUGUAACCGGUGGCGACUACCAGAGCACGACAAACCAGGGAUGCAUGCCGUAUGCUUCAUACACUGAGACUGAAGCGAAAGCUACGUCAACCAACCAGUGCACUCAAACCUGCUCUACUAGCGCGAUAAAUUACAGCCAAAACAAAACAUACGGUUCCAGCUGGUAUACACUGGGGAACAGGUUCGCCAACAAUUCCGGUGGAGCAGCCGCAUCCAUCGCCACCACCGACACGGUGAUUCGCCAGAUUCAGUAUGAACUGAUGACCAACGGCCCAAUGACCGUCACCAUCGAAGUAUACGCUGACUUUUUUUCAUACAGUUCCGGAGUUUACCAACAUAUAACCGGCAACUACUCCGGCGGUCACGCAAUGAAGCUGAUCGGUUGGGGCACGGAAAACGGCACUGACUACUGGCUGAUUGCCAAUUCCUGGGGCUAUGGCUGGGGCAGCAACGGGAUCUUAAAGUUCAUCCGCGGCAUAAAUCAUCUGGGCAUUGAGGACUAUAUUGUGGCGGGAUUGGUCAACCCCACCGCGACGACAAUCACUCACAAUAUUCCUUGUGAUGCAGUUGGUUGUCAGGGUCGUCUGCAGUACGCGAUGACACCAGCCAACGUCUGCGCCAACCAGUACUGCGUCUGUAGUUACCAGGACCGUGUGUGGAACGCCACGAUUAAUGGUUGGGACUUGGUGAACAUCAACGCGCCAAAAGUCAUCACCUGCCCCACCGGUCAGUCGUAUGAUGCAUCGGCCAGUAUCAUGGGCUGCGCCAGCUCGAGUACCAUUCCCGUCUGCGGCGGAACCAUGUCUUCCACAGCAGCGACACAAAUGACAACAGCCGUAGUUACACAGGCGCCAACAACAACAACAACGCCCACAACAACGACGUCAAGGACAACAACAACAACGCCCACAACAACAACGUCAAGGACAACAACAAUAACAACAACAACGCCCACAACAACGACGUCAAGGACAACAACAACAACGCCCACAACAACAACAUCAAGGACAUCAACAACAACAACUAGAGCCACAACAACAGGAACAACAACAAGAGCAACAACAACUCCGCCAACACAGGCCACCACGCCUGCCCCCGUGGCCGGUCGUCCAUCCGGUGGUUUUGAUUGGUGUGAUCCGACAUUCUGCGUCAAUAAGCCCAUCGGCAACUACGCCACCGCGCCGUGCAGUGUGAAUUAUUGUAAAUGCACUGGUGGAUCGGGGGCGUGGUACGGGUGCGGUCCAGAGAAAGUCUUCGACGGGAUCAGUCGGACGUGCGUGGCCACCAGCACUACAAACUGCCAGAAAGCGGCAGGAAUGCCUGUCAACACCACGGCAUGGGGAUCUGCGCCAGCGGCCACGUCCGGCAUGUGCAAUCCAGCGAACUGCCAACUACGAGAUUUACCGAAUAACUGGUGGUUCUCCCUGGGACAGUGCAGUCCAUACUGGUGCUACUGCACCACGGGUUCGUCGGGGAUUAAGGCAUGGUUGCAAACCUGCGCAGCAGGGACAGUAUUCGACUUCCGGUCGGAGAUGAGCAGCUGUCAAAAUAUAGCUGCUGUACCAUACUGCAACAGUGGACUUCAUACAGAUGUUACACCCAUACCCCCUAUGGACAUGGGUCCACAUGCUGUAACACCAUUUUGA
Paramacrobiotus metropolitanus is the source of this 2196-nucleotide messenger RNA. RefSeq lists its product as uncharacterized. NCBI's taxonomy places the organism in Eukaryota, Metazoa, Tardigrada, Eutardigrada, Parachela, Macrobiotidae. Gene Ontology annotation, molecular function: cysteine-type endopeptidase activity; chitin binding. The coding region runs from base 1 to 2196 and encodes 731 amino acids. Gene Ontology annotation, cellular component: lysosome; extracellular region. The transcript has 6 exons. The record is from RefSeq and is a predicted model, not a curated record.